Messenger RNA from Clonostachys solani, 213 nucleotides. The record is from the annotation of a GenBank genome assembly. NCBI's taxonomy places the organism in Eukaryota, Fungi, Ascomycota, Sordariomycetes, Hypocreales, Bionectriaceae.
AUGUUGAUUCGAAGAUUGAUGUCCUCUUUACGGCUCAGAAGGCGAAGAGGGUCAGAGGCCUCGGUCUCGUCCGUCUCUAGUGUGGAACAAGAAAUCGAAGCCGGCAACAUUAAUCCUGCCAAGCUGGCCAGUACGGUCAAAGAGAGAUUUGCAGAAGGCGAAUUCACCAUCACUGUGGAAAUCGAUGCCUGCCGCUACACAGGUGAAGGCUGA